Molecule: messenger RNA, 315 nt
Organism: Emiliania huxleyi CCMP1516
Lineage: Eukaryota; Haptophyta; Isochrysidales; Noelaerhabdaceae
Exons: 4
Coding region: 1-315 (104 amino acids)
Biological process (GO): positive regulation of DNA-templated transcription; poly(A)+ mRNA export from nucleus; regulation of transcription by RNA polymerase II
Cellular component (GO): DUBm complex; nuclear pore; SAGA complex
Molecular function (GO): chromatin binding; transcription coactivator activity
Source: RefSeq, a predicted model, not a curated record
AUGGCGCAGGACAAGAAGCUGAAGGAUGCGAUCCAUAAUAAGCUCGUCGAGACGGGCGAGUACGACCGGCUCAAGGAGCUGCUGCGGCAACGGCUGGUCGAGUCGCAGUGGCGCGACAGCCUCAAGCAAUACACGAUGGACCUGAUCAAGAAGAAGGGCGGCGAUACACCAUUUACCGUCGAGCAGCUUACGCAUGAGAUCACGCCGCAAGGAAGAGAAACCGUGCCGGACGACGUCAAGUCGGAGCUCCUCGCCGAGAUCCGCCGGUUCGUCGAGGGCCUCGACUCAUCCGUGCAGGCGGGAGUGGAGUCUUAG